Molecule: messenger RNA, 3389 nt
Organism: Cyprinus carpio (common carp)
Lineage: Eukaryota; Metazoa; Chordata; Actinopteri; Cypriniformes; Cyprinidae
Product: protein Wnt-6
Biological process (GO): neuron differentiation; cell fate commitment; multicellular organism development
Cellular component (GO): extracellular region
Molecular function (GO): cytokine activity; frizzled binding
Source: RefSeq, a predicted model, not a curated record
UAUCUAUCUAUAUCAGCCUGUUCUAUAAAGUUGUUCUAUAAAUGUACCGCUUAGCAGCACUGGACAUUCAUAAUGUGACAUGUAUACCUGAUCCUCCAGAAAUUGUAGAUCAGAACCGUUCUUUCCUGUAUGACAAGGUUCCUGACUCAAGCCCCGGGCGACGUCACUGAGUGGGUGAUGAGCUCUGAGUUUCUUACACCACGAGAAAAAGGUUCCCAGCUGAAGGCAGGAAAAAAAAAAAAAGAAAAAAAAAUCCCGUGACGAGAGGAGCACGAAAUGCCUUCUAGACGUCUACCUGUUUGGAUCAGGAUGAGAUCUGCAGCACUCGCUGAAGGGCGCGCACACAGGUUCAGCACAUGGCACUCAGAUCUACAGUUUUGCGCUUCAAAAGAACAACUGAAUUACUUACAUUCCAAACCCAAACUCUUUUUAAAAGUUCUGGCAUUUUAGUAGGUCGUGAGGUUUGAGGGCAUUCCACGCCUGGAUUUUUUCUUCAUUUUAUUUUGGUGGAUAAAGAUCUCCAAGAAGUAAGACUGAAGAUGCUGACCACUUUCCAAGCGGAUUUUGCGAUCGUCCACACCUGAUGAUGCGCUUCUUGGACGUGUAUUAUUCAGGGGUGCUGAAUCUCCUCAGAAAUUAUCAACUUUCUCCCAGGACAAGCUUCUUUCCUCUCUGGACUAGUUCUUCAGCAUCAGACCACACACUUUUAUUCUUCGGAAGGCAUCUGACAAUGACGAUUCCACUUUCCAGAACACAGCUUGCCCUUUUCUUUAUCCUGCUUUGUCCAGUCAACAUUAUCGGGCUCUGGUGGGCAGUGGGGAGUCCCUUGGUCAUGGACCCAAACAGCAUCUGCAGGAAGACCAAACGUCUGGCAGGCAAGCAGGCCGAGCUGUGCCAGACCCAGCCGGAGAUCGUCAACGAAGUUGCAAAGGGCGCCAAGCUGGGUGUGCGCGAAUGCCAAUACCAGUUCCGCUUUCGGCGAUGGAACUGUACCAGCCAGAACAAGUACUUUGGCAAAAUUCUCCAGCAAGACAUCCGGGAGACAGCGUUUGUGUAUGCUAUCACGGCCGCGGGUGUGACGCAUGCAGUGACUCAGGCCUGCAGCAUGGGGGAGCUGCUGCAAUGCGGCUGCGAGGCCACACGGAGCAGAGGGCCACCCCCGCAUUUAGCCAGUACUGGUCCAACUGAGGGGGUCAAGUGGGAGUGGGGGGGCUGCGGAGAUGACGUGGAGUUCGGCUACGAGAAGUCCAAGCAGUUCAUGGACGCCAGGCGAAGGAAGGGCAAGAGUGACAUCCGCACGCUGAUAGACCUUCAUAAUAAUGAGGCUGGACGACUGGCGGUGAAGAAUUAUAUGAGAACUGAAUGUAAAUGUCACGGGCUGUCUGGCUCUUGCACUCUGAGGACCUGCUGGAAGAAAAUGCCUCACUUCCGUGAAGUGGGCAACCGCCUGCUGGAGCGUUUCAAUGGGGCAUCCAAAGUGAUGGGUGGAAAUGAUGGUAAGACUCUCAUUCCAGUGGGGCAGAACAUCAAACCUCCAGACAAGCAAGAUCUCAUCUACUCGGCCGAGUCGCCAGACUUCUGCCUGCCCAAUCGAAAGACGGGUUCUUUGGGCACGCGGGGACGGAUGUGUAACAGCACAGCGCUGGACGUGAGCGGAUGUGACCUUCUGUGUUGUGAGCGGGGCCACCGGGACGAGACAGUGGUCCUGGAGGAGAACUGUCUCUGCCGUUUCCACUGGUGCUGCGUGGUCCAGUGUAAAAAGUGCUUGGUCAGGAAGGAACUGAGUUUGUGUCACUAACCCGAGAAUCCUUGAUGAUGGGAUUGAGCGGAGCGAUUCCAAACAAGGUAGUAGUGUCAGUCUCAGACCAAAAGAAUCUACAACAUUCCAGAUUCAUGCAUACACAUUUCAAACCCUGAGGCUUUGGAAAAGCCUAGAGGAGUGUCUGACUUGUGAUUCACCUCUCAGAAAACCCAGGACCGCUAGUCUCAAUGACUACACUCAAAAUUUAGGAGGGGUUCUUCAGCUGUGAAGUCAAGACAUUCAGAAAGCUUCUUAUCAAAGGGCUUUUUCUGUUAGAUCAGCCCUAUAUACAUUACGAGUGCAGACUGAAUGAAUGGAAGCACAUCCACAUCAGCACCACAGUAAUGGCUGUUCAUGCUCUGAACUGACAGAUCAUCAAGGAUUUGGCAUAUUGCUCUGUAAAGCGGGCUAGAUAUGGAUCAAAGACUGUUAUUUAUAAGCAUUUAAUACCAUCAUGACUACUUCUUGUUUAAUGCCCUGUCAUUUUCUUUCAAAAGCACUUUGAGAACUUUUAACAGAAAGAGUAAAAGCUAUUUUUUUUCUCUUAAACUCAAAGGUAAAAACCAAAUGCAAGAGAAGCAACAUGUAAAAACUCUUUAUCUUUGUGAGAUAUUUAAUCUAUGGGGCUUUUAAUGCACUUUUACUGAUACUGAUCACUAUUUUUCAUUGGUUUGCUUCUAAGUUGAAUGCAUUUUCAUGCAGUUUGUGUUGGUUUUUAAGAGUACUUGUUGACUUGUUGACCUCAUAUACUGUACAGUACAGUAUAUGCUCUGAAAAGCCUUUCAGUAUGCUAACACUGCUCAACAGUUCUCAAAACAGAUUACAAAUGAUCAUUAAUGACAAAUAUCACAGAAAUGGAUGAGAAAUUGUCAUUGUUUUACCACCUUAUUGUUUUUUCUUUGUUUGUUUGUUUUUUCACUGGAGUGUUAACAGGUCAUCAUAACAUAAUUUCAACACCAUGUUCAUUCAGUGUCAUCCAAAUGCAUUUUGUUUGAAAUAAAAUAUUUCUCCAGUCUGUACAGUUAAUGAAAUCAGAAAAAAAGAAAUGCUAAGAAACAGAUAUAAAGAAUGCAGAGCUUCACAAGCUAAGGGGUCAGCCAUGAGACUUUCAUCGAGUGUUAAUCUCAAGCACCCUGUCCUUUGUUUGGACGGUAUUGCAUUUUUGGAAAAUACCUUUACAAAAUAUCAUCUGGAGUUUGCACUUGUGAGCCACAGACCAAUGAGAAAUAUAAUUUUCACAUGCGUUCGUUUUAGGUGCAUAAAAAUAAUAGACUUGAGACAGAAAAUGACACUAAAUGUACACUAAAUGUAAAUUAAGAUGAAAUUUGUUGCUUGAAUAACUGUAUCCUGCUUUUUUAUCUGUAGAUAAAUUUGUUGUUCCUCUCUCAUACGAAACUUCAUGUCUGGAAAUAAAAAAAAAAAUGUGCAGAAAGAUGUGAAAAAUUAUCUACUACUCCACAAAACAACUGUUUGAAAAGUGACCAAUUCCUUCCAGAACUGUAUAUUUUAAGAUAUUUAAUCAUAAUGCAUUUAAGAUUUGAAAAACAGAAGACUGGAAGUGACAAUCUCAUAGCUGCUCAUCACUGAA